UUUAGAGGGAAAUCUCGCGCCCACCCCUGUUCUCUGUUUACAAUUACACACAACAUUUUGUUCAAAUUCUCCUCCACCGCCAAACCUCACCCCAUCGCCACAGAUCGCCACAUCUACAUCGUCGAUGAUCCUCCUCCUUCUCCUCUGCCUGUGCCUCCGCCGAAUCCGAGAAGAAAGUCGAGAUCUGAAUCUGAUUUGAGUCCUAGGUCGAGAUCUGACCGUCAUGAGCGAUCCACAGCAACACAAUGGCUUCCAAAUCCUACAACAAGAUCAUCGAUAUCUACGACGACCUCAUCCUUCAGGUACAUACACUACCCCUCCUUCUAUUCCAUGAUUGAUCUCUCUUCUUAUCAAACCCUAAUCCUACGACGGUUCUCCUGCCUCUUAUCUCUCUCUCUCUCUCUGUCUCUCUCUCUCUCUGUGCUUGAUCUCUACGCCGUCUCAGAGCUUCAAGCAGUUCGAUUUCGUCUAAAGGUUGGACUUGUUGCGUAUGAUUCACAAGUUCCGAUUGGUGCCACUCCUGAAUAUAUGGCUGGUUAUUACAUGUUGCAAAGUGCAAGCUCUUUUUUGCCUGUGAUGGCCCUUGCUCCUCAAGAGAAGGAAAGGAUUGUUGAUAUGGCGGCUGCUCCUGGUGGUAAAACAACCUACGUUGCUGCUCUUAUGAAAAACAAUGGUAUAAUUUAUGCAAAUGAGAUGAAGGAGUCAAGACUCAAGUCGCUUACUGCAAAUUUACAUCGUAUGGGGGUGACAAACACUAUAGUUUGCAACUAUGACGGGAGAGAGGUAAGCAUCUUGUUUUGUUGCCCUUAA
This is a messenger RNA of Camellia sinensis, 810 nucleotides long. Lineage: Eukaryota; Viridiplantae; Streptophyta; Magnoliopsida; Ericales; Theaceae. The record is from RefSeq and is a predicted model, not a curated record.